AUGAUCAAUUUGCGCCCUCUUCCUUCUGUUAUCUAUUUCAACCAGUUAUUUACUGCUAUUGUCAAAUUGAAACGACUUCAACCUCAUUCCACCAUUAUCUCCCUCUUCCGGCAGCCUGAAUUCACUAUCAUCGAUAGUCUUUGCAAGGACAGGUUGUUACAAGAGGCCCUAGACCUGUUCUCCUCCAUGAAAUCUGAGGGCAUUAAACCCAAUGUUGUCACUUAUACUUCCUUGGUUCGAGGCCUCUACAAUUCCGGCUGUGGGGAUGAGGCUCAGCAUGUGUUGACUGAGAUGUUAGAGAGUAACAUAGCACCAGAUGUUAAGACCUACAGCAUGCUGGUUGACAUGUUUUGUAAAGAUGGUUGUGUUGAUCAAGCUCAGUCCAUUCUACACCACAUGACUAAGAGAGGUGUGCCUCCAAACAUCCUUACUUAUAGUGCAUUACUUGAUGGGUACUGUUUGCGUGGUCAGAUGGAAGAUGUAGAGAACCUACUUGAUCUCAUGACAAAAAAUGGUUGUGAGCCUAACCUGGUAAGUUUCAAUACUAUGAUUAAUGGAUACUGUAAGGCUAAAAACAUUGACAAGGCCCUAAACAUUUUCCAAGAGAUGUUUCGGAAAGGAAUAACCCCUGAUCUUGUUACCUAUAACACUCUUAUCGAUGGACUCUGCAAAGCCAAUAGACUCCCAAUGGCACAUAAGUUGUUCAAAGAAAUGCGGGCUCAUGGAAUUGCUCCAGAUGUUGUGACCUAUGCCUCCUUGCUUGACAGCCUUUGCAAAAGUGAUCGGCUUGACGUGGCAGUGAAAUUACUAGAAGAAAUGGAGGAUAAUGGUGUUAAGCCAAAUAUUGUCAUCUACCGUAUCCUAAUAGAUAACUUGUGUGAGGCUGGACAACUUGAAGAUGCAGCAAAGUUCUUUUCAGAUCUUGUAACAAAAGGUCUGCAACCUGAUGUUAAAACAUACAAUAUAUUGAUCAAAGGCUUCUGCAAGAAAGGGCUCAUGAGUGAAGCUAUUCAACUUCUUGCUAAAAUGGAAGAAAAGAGCUGUGCUCCAGAUAGUAUAACCUAUAAUACUGUUAUUAAAGGAUUUAUUCAACACAAUGACUUUCCAAAUGCCUUAUACUAUCGAGAUAUCUUGCUUAAAAAGGGAUUUGAAGUUGAUGCUCACACAUUCUCAUUGUUCACCAGCCAUUUGUUUCGUGAUAAUGAGUUGCUCCGAAAGUUCAUCAAUUGA
Chenopodium quinoa (quinoa) is the source of this 1230-nucleotide messenger RNA. RefSeq names its product putative pentatricopeptide repeat-containing protein At1g12700, mitochondrial. Gene Ontology annotation, molecular function: protein binding. The coding region runs from base 1 to 1230 and encodes 409 amino acids. The transcript has 2 exons. NCBI's taxonomy places the organism in Eukaryota, Viridiplantae, Streptophyta, Magnoliopsida, Caryophyllales, Amaranthaceae. The record is from RefSeq and is a predicted model, not a curated record.